Molecule: messenger RNA, 1351 nt
Organism: Umbelopsis ramanniana AG
Lineage: Eukaryota; Fungi; Mucoromycota; Umbelopsidomycetes; Umbelopsidales; Umbelopsidaceae
Exons: 8
Coding region: 165-1229 (354 amino acids)
Molecular function (GO): guanyl-nucleotide exchange factor activity
Source: RefSeq, a predicted model, not a curated record
AAUACAUCAACAAAUCCUUUCUCUAUCGCUUUUUGCUUCUUGGCCUUCUUCACUUCACAACUUUCAAAAACUAAAUCGUCUAUCGCGAAACAGAGUCUCAUUGUCGGCUCUUUUCAGCAAACGCCUAUCAACCUUCUCAUUGCAAAGAGCGUGUACUGUAAAACAUGACGACCGAUUUGAGGUCUUUAGAAUCUGUACUGAGUAAGCAUGGUUACAUUCAUAGCUGGAAGCUAUUCAAACAGAAAUCAGCCACCCCUGCCUUGGACCGUCGUGCGACGAAUGACUCAACCGACGCCCUUCAGGCUCUGUUGGAGCACCCAGUCUGCCAAACAGUAGACAUCGUGGUCGAUGGUUGCCGCAGAUAUCGAACGCCUGCACAAUAUCAAUUAUACCAACAAUUUUUGAGUAUACUUGGAUCAAGAUCCAAUCGAAAUGAAAUAUCGAUGGAUGCGUCACCCACGUCACCAUCUCCUAGCUAUUACUCUCAACAGUUUGUGGAGCAGCAACAAUAUGAUCCCGAACAAAGAAUUAAUAGUAUUCAAGAGUUCAUAUCCAGUGAGGAAACUUAUGUGAAAAAUCUUAUCACGGUUGUCGAUGUGUUUGCUCGUCCCUUAAGAUCAUAUUCACAAGACCGAAUGAACUCGAUUUUGAAGCCUUUCAACUGCACCAAGAUUUUUCUCAAUAUUGAUCAGAUCUUAAGUGUUAACGAAGGAUUUCUUGAAGAUCUUCGUAAGUACCAGAAGAAUCCGGAAGCAGCCUCAUUUGGAGCCAUCUGUGACGCUCAUAUUGCCAACUUUGACUGCUAUACCCGAUAUUUACAUGAACAUCGAGCUGCUGGCGCUCUUCAUACCAAGGAGUACAAGGUUAAUCAAAGCUACCGAAGCUUUUUAAUCAAGGCAAAAGAUCAUCCUGAUGCAAAGCGAAAACAGUUACAAGAUUUGCUGGUCGAACCUGUGCAACGCAUUAGUCGAUACACUAUGCUUCUAAAGGAAAUCAUCAAGAACACGCCUCCAGAGCAUCACGACCACGCCUCUCUCAUAUCUGCAUUGUCAAAAGCGGGAGAAAUUGCCAAUAUGGCGGAUGACAACAGAACUCGGCUGGCCCGCAUGUUUCUCAACCUCUAUAACUCCAUCAAAGGUUCCCCAUGUUCGCUCGUAAAUCAGAGCAGACGCCUUAUACACCAUUCGGCCUUCCUAUUUUGUAUCUGGAUCGGACCUAUGUGGUAUUGAUAACGACAUUACCUCGCCUAACGGUUCUACAUCAUCAUUUUUGGCCAAGAAAGCUGAAAAGACUUUGAAAAGAGACCGAAGCUUGAAGUUUAAAGGAUGGUCAGACAUUGAUCAAGUCGAAC